GGCCCGGCCCGGUAUCCGGGUAAGAUGGCCGCAGUCGGUGAGUGCUCGUUGCCCGCUCCGUGGCGGCCGGUCUCCCUCACUCACGUCGAGUAUCCCGCAGGUGAUUUCUCUGGUCAGCUUUUAGCUUAUUUGAGUCUCGGUCCAAUAUUCAUUAUUGUUGGCUUUGUAACACUCAUCAUAUUCAAGAGAGAGCUUCACACGAUCUCUUUCUUGGGAGGGCUGGCAUUCAACGAGGGAGUGAACUGGUUAAUAAAACAUGUAAUCCGGGAGCCUCGGCCCUGCGAAGAAGCCCAUUCAACAGUGACCACAAAAUAUGGGAUGCCGUCCAGCCACUCCCAGUUCAUGUGGUUUUUCUCUGUCUAUUCCUUUCUGUUCCUUUAUUUAAGAAUGCACCAAACAAACAAUGCGAGGUUUCUGGAUUUACUAUGGCGACAUGUGCUGUCCAUCUGCCUCGUCACAGUGGCUUUGCUAGUCUCAUAUAGUAGGGUUUAUUUGCUUUACCACACCUGGAGCCAAGUCUUGUAUGGAGGUGUGGCAGGAAGCAUUAUGGCCAUAGCCUGGUUUGCCUUCACACAAGAGAUAUUAACUCCUCUCUUCCCCAGGAUAGCUGCAUGGCCAAUUUCAGAGUUCUUUUUAAUCCGAGAUACCAGCCUCAUUCCUAACAUCCUGUGGUUCGAAUACACAGUCACGAGAGCAGAAGCAAGAAACAGACAGCGCAAGCUGGGUACGAAGCUGCAGUGACUCGAAGCGUGGGGACCAGAGAGCGCGUUUUAACGGAGACAGACAAGAGCAGAGACCUGGGAGCAGCAAGGAGCCUUUAAACAGACGGACCAAAGGAACAGGCAGGGACCAUACCCAAAACCUGAAAGCCUUUGCUCUGCUUUAGCAGCUAGCUGGAUGCUCCCUGAUGCAUGUGGGACCGUGCAGGAGUAGAAACUCAUUUUCAACACAGAUGCACAUUGCCGGUUGGAAUGUAACAUCAUGUCUACGUCAGGGGAAAGGGGGGAGAAAAUGCCUGGUGUCAUGUUUGGGGGAGGGAAAACCAAAAAUGAAUCUUUUCUGUGACUUUUAUUUUUUUUUUUUCUUUCUUUUUCUUUUUUCAGCAUGAAAUAUACACACUAUUUAUUUAUUUUUUUAAAUGGAACUUUUGUUUUUGGGGCGGGUGAGGCCUUGACUGUGUGUUCGGGUUUUGCCUUUUUCAGUUGGGUUUUUCUUUUUGGAAGAAGAUGACAAAACUUUAUCUCGAGCUGAUCAUGCUUCGUUAGGGCUUUAAUUUCUCUUAAACUCCUUAGGAGGGAGGGAUACCAGGAUGGGGUGACCGAGGCAGAAGGGAAAAGGAAGACUUUGUCCUUUCUGUGACCAGCUGGGGAGACCGAAAUCAAUUCCAACUGCACUUUGUACAGAUAGAAAGCAAGCCUAAAGGUCUGAUUUUAACACUAGUGAUGGUUCUGCAGGGAAGCCUGCACGGAUACCAUUAAGGGGAGUGUGUGUGUGUGUAAAAACAAAGGAAAAAGUGAAAUAUACUGACUAUUAUUUUUUUUUCCACUGCUGCUCCUGGUGUGUAAUUAGCAAGAGUGUCUUUCUCAGAAUCUCUCCUAGGUGGCAAGAUUAUUACACAUAUCUCAUGUUUAUUCCAUCUCUUGCUUUAUACUUUUUAUUACCUCAGGGUUGCUGUGACCUGUACAGCUGCUGUUGUUGUACUGAGCGUGCUGCCAAUGGCACUAGAAAGCCCAUUGGUGAGAAGCAGUGCUGUGCUCCUGUAAGAGUCAGCCCAAAGCCUUACGAAAUUCAGUUGCUAGUCUCUGUCUUGAGCACUGGAUUUUGCUUUCUUUUUUCUGUUAAAGCUUAAGGGAGGGAGUUUUAAGCAUGAACAAAGUGACAACCAUAAAUGAAUAUCAAGGCAGGUGACUAAUCACUAGCUCAGCUGCUGGCUGAAGUAUUCCUUUGAGUCCUGUUAGAAUCCACCCAUGAACCCAAGUAGCGAGCUUGUCCUAGCAGAGACUCCUACCACUUAUUACAGUGGCUUGGUUGGGGUUCUGCUGCAGUAACCUGGGAUGCUGAACUCCUACAAGCAAGUUUUGCUUUCCAUCCUUCUUCCGUUGGGAUUCUGCGUCUGGCCAGUCUGCUCUCUGGAUGCUGUGUCUCUGUGGGAGUGUGUCUGCCAUCUGUGUGUGCUGGUGAUGCCUACAACCUCUGUGAUCCAUGAGUUAACCUGGCAAGGGCUAUACUCACAGUGCUUCAGGGCUGUGCAUGGACACUUUCUAUAUUUCUAGUAUAUAAUGCAGCAGUUCAAGUGUAACUACAGAGAAGUAUUUAUUCAAAGCACAACUGACUUGAACUUUCACAGAUAAAGGACAGCUUCUGAACGGGCUCAAAGGUCCUCGGUGUGCCUUCGAUGCAGUCGUGUGAGCAGAGGUAAACUGACUGUCACAGCUCGGUCUUGCUGCCUGUUUUCCUAUCUCCACUUUAAUCAGACUCCUGCAUUAUAAAGCUGCUGGAAGUGAGACGUGUUUCUGUUCAUCUGGAUUAUUUUAAGUUUUCCUCUGUGCCUGUUGCCAUAGGAGUUUGUGUGUUCGUGUGGAGUGGGAGCUGCUGGAGAAACUUGGACAGCUAACGGAGUGUUAGCUGUGGAAAAAUUGCUGUUGCAGGAGCUAUGGGUAGCAAACUUCCUGUUUUCAGUCGUUACAGCAAAUUAUUAUGUAAAGUCCUGGUUAGUAUUUGCAUAACACGAGCAAUCCUGUUCGCAUCUGAAGGACCCGAGCACUGGAUCUGCUUGAAGGUGUAUCAGAAUAAAGAUGCAUCUCGCAGCUUUCACAAGGACAUUUGAUCUGACUUAGAGCAGCUCUGUUAAAAUGUGAGAGGCCAUCAGACAGGCCGCAUGUUUCAGUUGGAAAGCUGGUACUAAUCACUUAUGUCUUGCAAAAACCCAUUUAUUUUCUCUUCCUCUCUUUUGUAAGUCAACUCACAAAACCAGAAGGGAGAUGACAACAUUCUUCCCCAAGGACAAGGCUGGAAGAGUGGAUUGUUUCAAACGUGGCUAGUGCUUCCCUAGCCCCUCUUAAGCUGUUCACAAGGACAGAUUGCUGGAAAAACUCUAUGUGGAAGCACCUAUUGAGACCUAGAGUGUAGGGAAGAGGUUUCAUGUCUUCAUGGAGAGCGGUUUAGUGUACAAAGCUGUUCCACUUCAUGUUGCCUUCAAACCCAAGCUUCCCACAGUUAGGAGUAAGGGAGAGGAAGAAGAGCUCUUGUAAGACACUGUAAUAAACUCUCCUCUGUUCUCUGUGA
This is a messenger RNA of Strigops habroptila (Kakapo), 3285 nucleotides long. RefSeq names its product dolichyldiphosphatase 1 (gene DOLPP1). NCBI's taxonomy places the organism in Eukaryota, Metazoa, Chordata, Aves, Psittaciformes, Psittacidae. Gene Ontology annotation, biological process: protein N-linked glycosylation; lipid biosynthetic process. The record is from RefSeq and is a predicted model, not a curated record. Gene Ontology annotation, cellular component: endoplasmic reticulum membrane; intracellular membrane-bounded organelle. Gene Ontology annotation, molecular function: dolichyldiphosphatase activity. The coding region runs from base 25 to 741 and encodes 238 amino acids. The transcript is spliced from 8 exons.